This is a messenger RNA of Psylliodes chrysocephalus, 2542 nucleotides long. NCBI's taxonomy places the organism in Eukaryota, Metazoa, Arthropoda, Insecta, Coleoptera, Chrysomelidae. The record is from the annotation of a GenBank genome assembly.
UGUUAUUUUAUUUUAUUAAAUAACAUCUAGAUCUGGUGAAUAGCCUAUAUGUGCUGUUUCCAUAAGGAUAUUGCCAGUUGUUUAGGUGUUGGCCGUGGAAACCAGUAGAUAUACUAUACGGGUAUCACUACCAGCAUAGGGAAAUCAAUGUGUUAGAGAUAGUGGUGGAGAACUAUCGAUAGCACUAUCGAUAUUAUCGAUAGUUUCAACUAUCGAAUACUAUCGAUAGUAUUUUCUACACUAUCGAUUGUUUCCGAUAAUCUUGUGGUGGGCACCCAUCUCUAUUCAAUCAAUCUAACCUCACUUUUUUCAACUUGCAAAAAAGUUGAUUGAUAAAAGGAUUUUUAGAUUAUUGUGUUUACUGAAUCAUAAGUUUUAACUUUCAAGUGCAAAACUGUCACGUGUGACUAUGGAGAAUUUUUUGAGUAUUUCCCGCAAGGAUUCUUCAUCUAAACGGAACAGAAAUAGUGGAGAAUCCACUAAUAGUGAGCCAGAGCAUCAUCAAAGAACUCCAGCUGAGACAGUUCAGACUCAAGCUGAAGUAGUCGAAGCACAAGCCGAAAAUACUGUGGAUACCCUUCAAGCUGGCCAAGGUGCCAAAACCAAUGUCGGUACAAAAGAUGGAAGACCUAAAAGGCCAAAACUGUCAAGGGUGUGGAAUUUUUUUAAAUCGUCCCAUGACAAAAUGUAUGCUAAAUGUUUAAAUUGUGGAAAAGAGUACAAAACAAGCGGCAAUACGACAAAUCUAAGUGACCAUUUAAAAAGAUUUCAUCCCAACCUAGUAAAUAAUGUAGUAGACAUAGACAGGGAAUCUGCUGAAAACAAUAGUGGGUCUACAUCCACUUCUGGAGGUUCCAGUACUCGUUCUUCUUACAGGUCAAUAAGUCCUUUCUUCAAGCGAGAAAAUGAAUACAGCGAAAGCUCGAAACGAAAAAAACAACUCGACAAGGCACUAACAUUAAUGAUUGCCACCGAUUUGCAACCAUUCAACAUAGUGAAUGACACUGGCUUCACGAAUUUUGUUAGUUUGCUAGAUCCUAGAUAUAUCCUGCCAAGUAAAUUCAAAAUUAGGGAAAAAAUAAUGAAGGAAAUGUACAGUGAUACUUGUCAGAAACUGAAAGAAAUUUUGAAAAAUGUGAAUUAUGUCGCUAUCACUUUUGACUCUUUGACAUCACGGGCAACUGAAUCAUAUUUGACUGUAACGUGCCAUUUUGUUACCAAUGAUUUCGAAAUAAAGUCUUCAGUGCUUUCGACAAAACCAUUGGAAAAUGGUAUUAACCAUACUGCAGAAAAUAUUGCAUUUGCAUUAAAUGCAAUUUUUAUUGAGUGGGAUAUACAAAAUGAAAUAUCGUGCAUUGUAACAGACAAUGCUGCAAACAUGUUAAAGGUCUGUGAACUUUUGAAAAAAAAAAGUCUUCCCUGCUUUGCCCAUACAGUUAAUUUAGUGGUCCAAGACACUACCAGUAUAAGUCCCCUCAAGGAUAUUAUAGCAAAAUGCAAAGAGAUAGUGAGGUUCAUGAAAAGCAGCAAUGUUGCCACAGAAAUAUUCAAACAGGAGCAGAAUACCGACACUCCUCUUAAGCUAAUGCAGGAGGUGACCACCCGCUGGAAUAGCGCCUUUCAAAUGAUAAAAAGAAUUCUGGAAACAAGCGACCCUCUCAACAGAACACUGCUGAAAAUGCCUAAAGCUCCUCAACCUCUGGCUGCAGAAGAAAUAAUAAUUUUGAAAGAAGUUGUUGGUAUUUUGGCAUGUUUCGACGAGGCGACAACAAAAGUUUCAGGCACUAAAUAUGUAACAAUUUCGCUUGUUAUUCCAAUUAUUAAUGGAAUCCACAAAACAUUGCAAGACAAAAUACGAGAAUUGCAAACCGAUGAAGGAAAAGAAAUUUGUUUGAAAUUGCUGCACUCUGUACAAAAGCGUUUGUUUCCAUACGAGAAAAGAACAGCUGUUCAAAUGGCAACAUUACUUGACCCUAGAUUUAAACAUGAUGGUUUUAGAAGUGAGGAAAAUAUCAAAUCGGCAUCACAUUUUUUGGAACAGGAAAUUAACUAUGUGGAAAGAAAGGAGGCAGAACUUACGGGAAAUUCAAAUAUUCCAUUCAAUGGAGAAGAUACUAUCCAAGGUAGCAGUUCAAAUUUUUCAGGUUCAGGCUCUCUGUUCUCAUUUAUGGAUACUAAAAUUCAACAGAAAAUAAAAUCGACAACAGUUGAUGUAAUCAUAAUCAAACGACAAUACAUGGAACGUCAGAAUUCAUCUCUAGAUACAGAACCACUUCUAUUUUGGAAGGUAUUGCUAUUGGCCUAAAAUUCAUUUUCGCAUAUUUAACUUCCGCUAUUUCAGGUAAACGCCAAUGAUUUCAGAUCUCUAAAACAACUCGCCCAGAAAUAUCUUUGCAUUCCAGCGUCAUCAGUAGAAUCUGAACGGGUAUUCAGCAAGACAGGACAAAUAGUCACGGACAGAAGAUCGAGGUUAAAACCAAAAAAUGUCGACAUGUUGGUUUUUAUAAAUAAAAACAACUGGUUAGUUGAAAAAUAAACCGAU